Molecule: messenger RNA, 2086 nt
Organism: Mus pahari (shrew mouse)
Lineage: Eukaryota; Metazoa; Chordata; Mammalia; Rodentia; Muridae
Gene: Cfi
Product: complement factor I
Exons: 14
Coding region: 15-1895 (626 amino acids)
Biological process (GO): proteolysis
Cellular component (GO): membrane
Molecular function (GO): serine-type endopeptidase activity; protein binding
Source: RefSeq, a predicted model, not a curated record
CGGUUAAACAUUAAAUGUCAGGAGUGUAUCUGGAUGGACAAGGGUCUCCUGUGGAGACUGGGCCCCCGCACUCCUCCAGCAUGAAGUGUGUUCAUCUCAUUCUGCUUCUCUUGGCUUUCCACUUGAGUUCUUCCAGGUCCACGUCAGCAUCAGAUCUGCCUCAGGAGGAGCUGGUAGAUCAGAAAUGCUUACUGCAGAAAUACACGCAUCGCUCCUGUGACAAGGUCUUCUGCCAGCCGUGGCAGAGAUGUAUCUCCGGGACCUGUAUCUGCAAACUCCCCUACCAGUGCCCGAAGGCUGGCACCCCAGUGUGCGCCACAGAUGGAAGAAAGUACCCGACAUACUGUCACCAGAAGAGUUUCGAAUGUCUUCACCCAGAGGUCAAGUUUUCAAAUAAUGGAACGUGCACAGGUGAAGGAAAGUUUAAUGUUUCCUUGAUUUAUGGACUCACAGAAAGAGAGGGAAUUGUUCAAGUCAAACUUGUGGACCAUGAUGAGAAAAUGUUCAUAUGUAAAAACAGCUGGAGCACGGCGGAGGCCAACGUGGCCUGCGUCGACCUUGGAUUUCCACUGGGUGUUCGUGACAUACAAGGAAGGUUUAAUAUAUCUGGAAAUCUCCAUAUAAAUGACACUGAAUGCCUGCAUGUACGUUGCCGGGGAAUAGAGACCAGUUUGGCCGAGUGUGCCUUUACCAGGAGGAGAACUGAGACGCCCUAUGACUUGGCGAGUGUAGUGUGUUACAAGCAGGAUGCAGAUUUCCCAACGAGUCAGUCCUUCCAAUGUGUGAAUGGGAAGUACAUUCCUCAGGAGAAAGCCUGCAACGGUGUCAAUGACUGUGGAGACCAAAGUGAUGAGCUAUGUUGCAAAGGUUGCCGGGAUAACGCUUUCAUUUGUAAGUCGGGAGUUUGCAUUCCAGACCAAUAUAAGUGUAAUGGUGAGGUGGACUGCAUCACUGGUGAAGACGAGAGUCGUUGUGAAGAAGGCAGACAGCAGAGCAUUCAAAAAGGCCUUGCACGGGCAGAUCAAGGAGGAAAAACUGAAAUUGAAAUUGAAAAAAUAGAAAUGUUGACUCCUAGUAUGGACACAGAAAGAAAAAGGAUAAAGUCCUUAUUACCUAAACUCUCCUGUGGAGUCAGAAGAAACACUCACACUCGCAGGAAACGAGUGAUUGGAGGGAAGCCAGCGAAAGUGGGAGACUACCCCUGGCAGGUGGCAAUUAAGGAUGGCGAAAGAAUCACCUGUGGUGGCAUUUAUAUCGGUGGCUGCUGGAUUCUGACUGCUGCACACUGUGUUAGACCCAGUAGAGCUCACAGUUACCAAAUCUGGUCGGCUUUAUUAGACUGGCUAAAACCUAAUUCUGAGUUGACAAUUCAAACAGUGAAGAGAGUUAUUGUCCACGAAAACUAUAAUGGAGCCACCUUCCAAAACGACAUAGCUUUGGUUGAAAUGAAAAUGCACACGGGCAAGAAAGAAUGUCAACUCUCCAAUUCUGUCCCUGCCUGUGUCCCGUGGUCUCCAUUUCUGUUCCAGCCGAAUGACAGAUGCAUCAUCUCUGGAUGGGGUCGAGAGAAAGAUAACCAAAGAGUCUACUCACUCCGAUGGGGCCAAGUCGAUCUAAUAGGAAACUGCUCCCAGUUCUACCCAGAUCGCUACUAUGAGAAAGAGAUGCAGUGCGCAGGUACCAGUGAUGGGUCCAUUGAUGCCUGCAAAGGAGACUCCGGAGGCCCCUUGGUCUGUGAGGAUAUCAACAAUGUCACUUACGUUUGGGGCAUUGUGAGCUGGGGAGAAAAUUGUGGGAAGCCCGGUUUCCCAGGUGUUUACACCAGAGUGGCCAAUUAUUUUGAUUGGAUUAGCAAUCACGUUGGAAGGUCCCUUGUUUCUCAACACAAUGUCUGAAGCUAUAACCUCCUUCUUUCUACACUUAUUCUUUCAGGAGUUACAUUUUAAUUGAAAUGAAACUGUAUAGUUCCUUCUCCUCAGAGCUGGCAAGAAGCAAUUCUUACUGGCUAGUCCUAAAGUUUCUUGCAAGUUUAUGCUGUUUUAGAAUUCUGCCAUAUAAUCCCCAAUAAAUAUUCCGGCUAAGCAUA